Drosophila nasuta is the source of this 2817-nucleotide messenger RNA. RefSeq lists its product as uncharacterized. NCBI's taxonomy places the organism in Eukaryota, Metazoa, Arthropoda, Insecta, Diptera, Drosophilidae. Bases 1 to 2817 code for a protein of 938 amino acids. The record is from RefSeq and is a predicted model, not a curated record. The transcript is spliced from 2 exons.
AUGCCGAGCAGUAUGAAGUUGGACUGGGGUCGACACCGAUUGGCGAAUCAAAGCGUUAACAUGGCCACAUUCGACAAUUGGCUUUUCAAUGUGGCAAUGUGUGCCAGUAUGGUAACUCCGUAUGAUGUCGGACGAACGACCUCAGCCAAAGCUUCAAAGGAAAGGUUGUUUGUGCACAGUGUUAGCGACAACAAUGAGGAGACUCAACAGCGACAGCAUCAUGGAGAAUCAGAGAAGACUACAUGCCCAAAAUGUGGAGGCACGCACCGACUGUCGGAAUGUGUCGACUUUCGAGCAUUGAACGUUAAACAGCGCUGGGAGUUUGUGAAAUCGAAACGGCUAUGUUUCUGUUGUUUCUGGCGGCAUCUCGUACGAAACUGCAAAGCUAAAGAAACCUGUGGCGUCGAUGGAUGCAAAUCAAUUCACCACGUACUGCUGCAUACCGCCGCAGGCAAUGAUGGCAGAAACAAGCUGACUGGGCAAACAGUGCCUCGAUCUGCCAACAAGGAGGAGUCUUCAAUCAUGUUUCAUGGAAGGACUGCGAGUAGCCCUCUCUUUCGCUAUAUCCCGAUAACGAUCCACGGCAAAUCCAAAUCUGUGAAAACAUUUGCUUUGGCCGAUGAAGGAGCUGCUUGUUCUUUAAUUGAAAGAUCCUUGUCUGACGAGCUCGAGCUAGAAGGACCGGCAACUCAAUUGUGCCUGAAAUGGACAGGUGAUGUUUCUAAGGUUGAAAACAAUUCGCCAUCGUUGGACAUCACUGUAUCAACUACGAGUAUGGAAUCGCAGCGAUACAUUCUGAAAAGUGUGCGAACAGUGUCUGAUCUCGACCUACCAGAGCAAAGCCUCGACCAGCAAUUAUUGGAGUCUCGGAGUCACCUCUGUACGUUGCCUAUAGAUCCCUAUUCCAACGUACGAGCACGAAUCAUCAUUGGACUCGACAACAUUAAAUGGACUAUUCCGCUGGAGUUGCAUGAAAGUGAAGACGACGAUGUUAUUGCAGCACGUUGCAGGCUUGGCUGGGCUGUUUACGGCCGCUCAGCAAAGGAAUACUCAUCGAUUCCACGCCUGCUACAUAUUUGCCAAUGUAGUGAGACUGGCAGUUUGGAUGUUGCAUUGAAAGAGUACUUUUCUUUGGAAUCUCUGGGAAUUGUCGCUACGAUCAAUCCAUUACGAUCCAAAGACGAUGAGCGAUCGAUGCAAAUCAUGGAAGCAACGACAACGUUCUUGGCAGACGAGAAUAGGUGGCAAACUGGAUUACUGUGGAGAUUCGAUAAAGUGGUCUUGCCUGACUCCUAUGAAAUGUGUCUUAAGCGUCUAAAAUGUCUCGAAUCAAAAAUGUCGAAAGAUCCGCAGUUACGCAACUUCAUGGUAACGACGAUGAAAAACUAUAAGGAAAAUCGUUACAUCAGACGCCUGGAUGAUAGUGAGUUGGCGCGUAAAGAUAUAACAUGGUUUCUUCCUAUCUUUACCGUCACCAACCCUAACAAGAAGAAGACACGUUUAGUGUGGGACGCCGCAGCGAAGAUCCAAGGAGUGUCUCUAAACGACUGCCUGCUAAAAGGUCCUGACACACUUGCAUCAUUGAUGGGCAUUCUAAUACGCUUCAGAGAACGCCCAAUUGCUAUUUCGGGAGACAUACGCGAAAUGUUCCACCAAGUGAGGGUGCGACCAGAGGAUCAGGCAGCUCAGAGAUUCCUCUGGCGUGAUGGAAACUCGCAACGGCCACCGGAGGUAUACGUCAUGCAAGUUAUGACUUUUGGAGCAUCGUGUUCACCUUCCUUGGCGAGUUACGUUUUGAAACGCAAUGCUCAACGAUAUGAAGCUGAAUAUCCCGAGGCCGUAAAAGCCAUUUGCGGCAACACUUUCGUCGAUGACUGGCUUCAGUCUGUGGACUCAGUAGCUGAGAUGACAAAGCUGGCCCAGGCUGUAAAACUAAUUCAUGCUGAUGGAGGACUUGACAUGCGACACUGGACAUCCAAUUCUCAAGCCGUGGUCUGUGCUCUUGAGAAUAGAUAUGACAUGUUGGACAAGCCUAUUUGUUACCCAGACGUUGGUCCGGAAAAGGUUCUGGGCAUGUGGUGGCAACCUGGUGAAGAUUGUCUAACGUUUAUGGUGAAGCCAGAUACGAUCGCAAAGGCUCUGGAUGGUCGGCCAACUAAACGCCGCGUCCUGAGCAUGAUUAUGACCAUAUUCGACCCCCUUGGAAUUUGGCCGCAGAUGAACAUUGAUGCGAGCCAACAUAGCCAUACUAUUCUGCAACACGUCGAAGAGCAAUUGGAAGCCAUGUCACCUUUGAGCUGUAUCUCACCAGACCCAGAAGGAUUCAGCAAACUGGAGAGAUUAAGAGCCGCACAGUUGCGAGUAUUGGAUUUCUUGCGAUCUAUUGUCAAGAAGAGCAUGGGAUCGGAAUUAAAGAAGUUACUAUUACUUGAGCGGCCAAUCGAGAUGGAUAUCAUUCUAAUACGAGUGUGCCAGGAAACCGAGUAUUUCAGCGAGAUGAAAUGGUUGAAAAUGGGAAGCAGUAUUAUAGAUCGGAAGAGCAAGCUAUUCAAAUGCUUUCCGUACUUGGACGAAGUAAGCAUACUGCGCGUCAAGGGAAGAAUCGACCUAAUAGAAGGAGUCGAAGUAAACCUAAAGCGACCCAUAAUCCUACCAAGAAGACAUCGAUUUACAUUUCUGCUGGUUGAGUCGUAUCAUCGCCGGUACCAUCAUCUGUACGACGAGAUCGUGGUCAAUGAACUACGGCAAAGGUUCCUGAUAUUUGGUCUGAGAGCCUUGGUGAGAGAGUUUCUCAAACUUGUCCAGCAUGCCGGAUGA